This is a messenger RNA of Apis mellifera (honey bee), 3077 nucleotides long. RefSeq names its product polyubiquitin-A. The coding region runs from base 191 to 2806 and encodes 871 amino acids. Gene Ontology annotation, biological process: protein ubiquitination; modification-dependent protein catabolic process. The transcript has 3 exons. The record is from RefSeq and is a predicted model, not a curated record. Gene Ontology annotation, molecular function: ubiquitin protein ligase binding; protein tag activity. Gene Ontology annotation, cellular component: nucleus; cytoplasm. Lineage: Eukaryota; Metazoa; Arthropoda; Insecta; Hymenoptera; Apidae.
UAUAUAUUACAGAUCACAGCCUACUUUACAAACACAGUUUUACAGUUUUACGUCAUUUCAUAUCCCUUUCUCGGAUUUAUCAGUAUCAUUUUCGAACUUUUAUCCCUAUUUGGUCUUUCAAAGAAUUUAACUUGGAUUGCAUUCCAAAUAUCUUUUUGUAAAUUAUUUCAGUCUACGUUUCUACAUAAAAAUGCAGAUCUUUGUUAAGACUUUAACAGGAAAAACCAUCACCUUAGAAGUUGAAGCUUCAGACACAAUAGAGAAUGUAAAGGCUAAGAUUCAAGAUAAAGAAGGAAUUCCACCAGAUCAACAACGUUUAAUUUUUGCUGGCAAACAACUUGAAGAUGGUAGAACACUUUCAGAUUAUAAUAUCCAAAAGGAAUCUACACUUCAUUUAGUGUUGAGACUUAGAGGAGGUAUGCAAAUCUUUGUCAAAACUCUCACUGGCAAGACAAUUACCUUAGAAGUUGAAGCUUCAGACACAAUAGAGAAUGUUAAAGCUAAGAUUCAAGAUAAAGAAGGAAUUCCUCCUGAUCAGCAACGAUUGAUCUUUGCUGGCAAACAGCUUGAAGAUGGAAGAACACUCUCAGAUUAUAAUAUUCAGAAAGAAUCUACUCUUCAUCUGGUAUUGAGACUUCGAGGAGGAAUGCAAAUUUUUGUCAAAACUCUUACUGGAAAAACUAUCACACUUGAAGUUGAAGCUUCAGACACAAUAGAAAAUGUAAAGGCUAAGAUUCAAGACAAAGAAGGAAUUCCCCCUGAUCAGCAACGCUUGAUCUUUGCUGGUAAACAACUAGAAGAUGGAAGAACUCUCUCAGAUUAUAAUAUCCAAAAGGAAUCUACACUCCAUUUAGUGUUGAGACUUAGAGGAGGUAUGCAAAUCUUUGUCAAAACUCUCACUGGUAAAACCAUUACCUUAGAAGUUGAAGCUUCAGAUACAAUAGAGAAUGUUAAAGCUAAGAUUCAAGACAAAGAAGGAAUUCCUCCUGAUCAACAACGUUUAAUCUUUGCUGGUAAACAAUUAGAAGAUGGAAGAACUCUUUCAGAUUAUAACAUUCAGAAAGAAUCCACACUUCACUUAGUGUUGAGACUUCGAGGGGGCAUGCAGAUUUUUGUUAAAACCCUAACUGGAAAAACCAUCACUCUUGAAGUUGAAGCUUCAGAUACUAUAGAGAAUGUGAAAGCUAAAAUCCAAGAUAAAGAAGGAAUUCCACCAGAUCAACAACGAUUGAUCUUUGCUGGUAAACAAUUAGAAGAUGGAAGAACACUCUCAGAUUACAAUAUUCAGAAAGAAUCUACUCUUCAUCUGGUAUUGAGACUUCGAGGAGGAAUGCAAAUUUUUGUUAAAACUCUUACUGGGAAAACUAUCACUCUUGAAGUUGAAGCUUCAGAUACAAUAGAGAACGUAAAAGCUAAGAUUCAAGACAAAGAAGGAAUUCCUCCUGAUCAACAACGUUUGAUUUUUGCUGGAAAACAGCUUGAAGAUGGAAGAACACUCUCAGAUUACAAUAUUCAGAAAGAAUCUACUCUUCAUCUGGUAUUAAGACUUCGAGGAGGAAUGCAAAUUUUUGUCAAAACUCUAACUGGGAAAACUAUCACUCUUGAAGUUGAAGCUUCAGAUACAAUAGAAAACGUAAAGGCUAAGAUUCAAGACAAAGAAGGAAUUCCUCCUGAUCAACAACGUUUAAUCUUUGCUGGUAAACAAUUAGAAGAUGGAAGAACACUCUCAGAUUACAAUAUUCAGAAAGAAUCUACUCUUCAUCUGGUAUUGAGACUUCGAGGGGGAAUGCAAAUCUUUGUCAAAACUCUAACUGGAAAAACUAUCACUCUUGAGGUUGAAGCUUCGGAUACAAUAGAGAACGUAAAGGCUAAGAUUCAAGACAAAGAAGGAAUUCCUCCUGAUCAACAACGUUUAAUUUUUGCUGGAAAACAACUUGAAGAUGGAAGAACACUCUCAGAUUACAAUAUUCAGAAAGAAUCUACUCUUCAUUUGGUAUUGAGACUUCGAGGAGGAAUGCAGAUUUUUGUCAAAACUCUUACUGGGAAAACUAUCACUCUUGAAGUUGAAGCUUCGGAUACAAUAGAGAACGUAAAGGCUAAGAUUCAAGACAAAGAAGGAAUUCCUCCUGAUCAACAACGUUUAAUCUUUGCUGGUAAACAAUUAGAAGAUGGAAGAACACUCUCAGAUUACAAUAUUCAGAAAGAAUCUACUCUUCAUCUGGUAUUAAGACUUCGAGGAGGAAUGCAAAUUUUUGUCAAAACUCUAACUGGGAAAACUAUCACUCUUGAAGUUGAAGCUUCAGAUACAAUAGAAAACGUAAAAGCUAAGAUUCAAGACAAAGAAGGAAUUCCUCCUGAUCAGCAACGAUUGAUCUUUGCUGGAAAACAGCUUGAAGAUGGAAGAACACUCUCAGAUUACAAUAUUCAGAAAGAAUCUACUCUUCAUCUGGUAUUGAGACUUCGUGGAGGAAUGCAAAUCUUUGUUAAAACUCUUACUGGAAAAACUAUUACACUUGAAGUUGAAGCUUCGGAUACCAUAGAAAAUGUAAAGGCUAAGAUUCAAGAUAAAGAAGGAAUUCCUCCUGAUCAGCAACGAUUGAUUUUUGCUGGAAAACAACUUGAAGAUGGAAGAACACUCUUAGAUUACAAUAUUCAGAAAGAAUCUACAUUGCACUUGGUAUUGAGACUUCGAGGAGGAGAGUGUACUUACUAUAUAGAAAAAAAUAUUUCAGCUUGGCUACUUGAAGUUGCUUAUAUGCAGUUGAAAGAUUCUAAUAGUCUUUUAAAAAAAAAUGACCUAUUUUAGAAUUCAUAAUGGGUCAUAAUAUUAGACUGCCUUAGGGAGUAAAAUCUAAAGGCAUUGUCUAAAAAAAUUGAUAGUAUUGAUAGCUCCCCUAUGUUACUUUUUUAUGUAUAUUUCAUAUUCACUACUAUUUUUAUCAAUAUAUAAGUGUUUAUUUAUGCAUAUGUAAAGUCAAGAAUAUCGAAUUGUAGUAAUGUAAUUACAUAUGUGUAGCUACAAUUCUUGUAAUACAAUUAAGUUCAUUAAACAAUUAUUGUACAUUCCUGGCAUUAAA